UUUUUAUUUUCAUCAUGAAUUCAUUAAAAAAAUAAAUAUAGAGAUAAUGGACAGCACUUGUAUGCACGGCAGAUAAAGCUGCUCUGUUUGGGCGCCAACACUUCCGACGCGCGCAAUCCGUUGGUCCCACUAAGCUACGGCGUGGUGAUAGCUUUCCGGCGGACACGCUCCGGCUACAGGCAGAAAACAACUACAAGUUGCUGUUUUUAAUUUGUCACAGGUGUGGUUCUAUGGAAUUGGUUACUUUUUCCCGCAUCCCAAGAAUCGAAUUCAGAUAUGUUUCCCAAAAUAAUUUCAUAUCAUACAGAUGUAAAUGUCUAGAAAAGGAUUGGCAUUGGUUUGGUAAUUUGUUAUUUAGGCCUCCACUACAAAGGCUGUCUCAAUUCUCUCGUUGCCAUGCUAUUAAGAUGGCUUCCAAUGGGUAUGUGGGGCGAGACAGCUACAAGUAUAAUAAAACUAAAUUGUACAAAGGGCUGGAAUUAGCUUCUUGUUUGAUCAUCCCUCCACCAAAAGAUAAGAAGCCACGUGCAAUUAUCAAAUUCUUGGGUGGUGCCUUUAUUGGAGCAGUUCCUGAAGUUACCUACAGCUAUCUGAUUGAGUGUUUGGCGAAUGAAGGUUUUCUUAUAAUCUCUGUGCCAUAUCAUGUGACAUUUGAUCACACUCAAGCCGCCAGAGAAAUAUAUGAGAAGUUUAACACCUGCUUGGAUAUAAUUUUAGCAUCUGGACUGCCUGAUGUGAACAUAACAGCAGGCGAUCUUGUUCAUCUUCCCCUUUAUUCUGUUGGUCACAGCAAUGGUGCACUCCUCCAAGUACUCAUAGGAAGUUAUUUCUCGGAGAGGAUACCAAAGGCUAAUGUUAUAAUCUCUUACAACAACAAGCCAGCAACUGAGGCAGUGCCAUACUUUGAGCAGCUGGGUCCUCUUGUGAGUCAAAUAAUGCCCAUUGUGGAAGCAUCUCCAGUGUAUUCCAUUGCUUCAAGUGCUUCAGGAGAUGCAUGGAAGGUGCUGCUUGACAUGGCUGGAAGAAUGGGACAAAACUUUGAUCAGGGAGCUGAAAUUUCAUUGACCAAAUUUGCUGAUCAAUUGCCCUCGGUGCUGAAUCAGGUCAAACAAGGGAUAUCAGAGUUCAAGCCAACACCUGCUGAGAAUCGUGAUUUUUUUAGGAACUCAUAUAAUGUCAAACGUACACUACUGGUGAAAUUCAACUUUGAUGCAAUUGAUGAGACAGAUCUCCUUGAGAAGACACUGAAGCCUCGUGUGGAGUCUAUAGGCGGGACACUGGAGAAGGUGUCAUUGGAUGGUAACCAUAUCACACCAUGCAUGCAGGAACCAAGAUGGCAAGUGGCUCAGUUGUAUACACCAGCAGAUGCUAUUGCUCAAGGGAUUAAAACUUUCACACUGAAUGAAACUAGAGUGCUUUCUAGAACUAUUAGUGACUGGUUUGGGCUGUCUCAUCAAAGCUGAUGGUAGAUACCCUGUUGGUAGGUCUCAAGUGCGUGGGUGUGUAUUGCAUCUUUCAACAUGAAAACUGUGUCUGUACAGUUUGAGAAUGUUUUUUCUGAAAAUAAUGUGUUUGAACUGCAAGGAGAACUGGUUGAUGGAAGAAUAAUGCAUUUCAAAAUUUUAAGAGUUUUGUCUGCA
This is a messenger RNA of Malania oleifera, 1640 nucleotides long. RefSeq lists its product as uncharacterized. The coding region runs from base 231 to 1463 and encodes 410 amino acids. The transcript is spliced from 10 exons. The record is from RefSeq and is a predicted model, not a curated record. Lineage: Eukaryota; Viridiplantae; Streptophyta; Magnoliopsida; Santalales; Ximeniaceae.